UUAACUCUGCAAUGUGGAUGCAGCCCCUGGGGUUUUUUGCUGCUUAAGAGAAGAGCAGAGGAGCAGGAGGGAAGGAAAAAGUUGGCAACCUGACAUGAAGCAUAUGGGGCUGGACUUUGGAGACGGUCCCUGGCAGAGCAGCCAAUCAGAGGCGUUCUUCCUUAUAUGGGCAGGGCCAGGCACCUGGGUCCCAGGGAUGGCGUUGAGUGGCGUCCAGACGUUGCUGCAGACACGUGUCAGGACCCAAGUGGAGCUUAUUGCACGUCUGAAAGGAACCCCAGUUCUUUGCAACAUGGAAAAAGCCAAGACGAUUUCUUACGAGGACCUGAGAAAACUGCUUGACCAGAAGAAGGUCCGGAUUUUCGACGUCCGGUCGGCUGAAGAAGUCGCCAAGGGGCGCAUUGCGCACUCUGUUCAUAUCCCAGUCGGAGAAGUCGAGGAGGCUUUCAAGAUGGAUCCGGAGGCAUUCAAAGCCAAGUACGGCGUGGAGAAGCCGCAAGCGGAAGAGGAGAACCUGGUUUUCCAUUGCCAGAUGGGGAAACGUGGGGCCCGGGCGACCGAAAUUGCCACCGCCCUGGGCUAUGCCAAGGCCCGCAAUUUCGCCGGAGGCUACCAAGAAUGGUCAGAGAAAGGAGGAAAGUGAAGCACGGUCAGAUCGUCCGUUUCCAGCAUCUCCUUGGCUUUUCUCCUCCCGAAGAUGGGGCUCCUCUUUUCCUUUCCUCUUGGGUUUUUGUUCCUCCUGCAAAACGGAAAUGCCAAUGUUUUUGCUUAGCUGGGCUCUAAAUAGUAAUACUCUUAUUGCUCUUGCAAUACUAAGGAAGAUCCCCAGGUUGGGCUUGUGCUGCUGGAACAUUUUCCUCUGCAGGGCUUUAUAAUAUCUUUCCCGGAUCCAUCUCUUGAAUCCGUUUUUCCAUUUGUCUUAUUUAUUCAAAGAAUGCAUUAGUAGGGCAUUAAAAAUAACAAUAAUCUCA
Sceloporus undulatus (fence lizard) is the source of this 971-nucleotide messenger RNA. RefSeq names its product thiosulfate sulfurtransferase like domain containing 1 (gene TSTD1). NCBI's taxonomy places the organism in Eukaryota, Metazoa, Chordata, Lepidosauria, Squamata, Phrynosomatidae. Gene Ontology annotation, molecular function: thiosulfate-thiol sulfurtransferase activity. Gene Ontology annotation, cellular component: cytoplasm. The transcript has 4 exons. The coding region runs from base 95 to 643 and encodes 182 amino acids. The record is from RefSeq and is a predicted model, not a curated record.